Messenger RNA from Ceutorhynchus assimilis (cabbage seed weevil), 3173 nucleotides. NCBI's taxonomy places the organism in Eukaryota, Metazoa, Arthropoda, Insecta, Coleoptera, Curculionidae. The record is from the annotation of a GenBank genome assembly.
CUCUCUAAUAGGUUUAUUUGAACAUUUUAAAAAUAAUGGCUUUGGAUUUUCGACGGGAAUGGGUCAAAAAUACCGUGACGCGAGUGUUCGGCCUGAACUCGGACCAUUACUUCGAGGACAUGAUGGCCAGCAACGAAGAGCUGGAAGACAAACUGUCCUGCUACCUCGAGGACGAUCUGUUGGACCAGGAACUGGACACUACAAAUAAUAGAUUUUUCUACGUGUACAGGAAUUCGUUUGAAAAAUUGAUCGAGAAGGAAAUCUUGGUUCCUCAAAUUGUACAAAAAAUCCCCAUACAAAAAGAAGUCGUUGAUGAGGUCUUGGAAAAACCCAAAAAGAAAAAAGGCGGAAAAGAAAAACCCAAAAAAGGAAAAAAAGGCAAAAAAACUCCUGAAGCUAUUGGCGAAAAUGAUCCAAAACCAGAAGAAAAAAUCCUCGAAGAACAAGUGCCAGAACAGCGAGUGGAAUCAGUUCAAGAAACUGCCGUACAAGAUUUGCCUGGCACUGAAACCCCUUUAACUGAAACUGAUGAAGCUUCUACCUUACCAUCUGCUGAUGUUACCGAUGUAGAGACAUCAGAUGUAGAAGAUGCAGCUGGUAAGGGCAAAAAGAAGAAGAAAGGGAAAAAGGACAAGAAGCAUAAAGGGAAAAAGAAGACAGUGGAAGAAGCCGUAAAAGAAGAAGAACUCGAAGAGGAAACAGAUGAAGUCAUUUAUGUCCCAAAAAUCAUCCAAAGAUUAGUAACAGACUACAGCCUCACUGGCGGGUUUGAUUGGAUAUCGGAAGGCACAGUAAACACUGAUAUAAAGUUUGUCUAUUUUUUCCGACGGACUGAAGUGGGGAUUCCAAAUUUUGACGAUAUGGAAGACGCAAACAUUGAAUUGCCCAAGUACAUCAUUAUUGGCUCGGUGCCUAGAAAUUUCAUACAGAACGUUACGUUUUUGACCAGAGAGUUGUUCAUGCGGUUGUUCAGGUCCACUUUCAUGGAACCGAUGCUGAGAAAAGGCAAAGAGGAGGGAUUCGACGAGGAGAAUCCUGACGAAGGCUUUAAGCGAAGGUCUAUGAAGGUAGCGAAUGAGGCUAAAAAACAAAUGGAACGUUUUUCGGUUCAUGCCUCAAUUGCAGUCUCUGAUGAUGAAAAGUCGAAUACGCCACUGAAAGACGAAUUGUUAUGUGAGAUCGGUGCUUUUGGAACCACCCUGCAAUGGGUAUGCGAGCACGUUGAAGACGAUAUAGAUUUACCAAUGGUUGACUUGUCAGAAAUUCUUAAAGCUGAUAAAACAAACGAAGAGCUUAUUCGCGAUCCCGUAGUAGUUGAAGCAUUGGAGGAUGCUGUCAUGGGCUGGGAAAAGCAUAUUAUUAAAGUCAUUGAUAGCUAUUUGGCAAAGACUCCUAUUGGUAAUGGUCCAUUACCCGAAUUUGAUUAUUGGCAUGAGAGAGAAGCCGCAUUUAGCGCUAUAGUAGAACAAUUAAAGAAGCCCACCCUAGUCCACAUAAGUACCCUAUUAUCUAUGGCCCAUUCUGAUAUUGUAGAAGCUUUUAUGCAUUAUCAAAUUGAACUGAAACAAUACUAUGCCGAAGCAAGGGAUAAUGUUAAAUUUUUGUCUACAAUCAAAAGACAUUUGAAGAUUAUAGACGGAAGUUAUGAUUUCCGGAAAGUUAAAGAUAGUAUACCGGAUUUAAUGGAAGGAUUGCACUUGAUUUGGGUGUUGUCAAGGUACUACGACACCGAUGAAGUUAUGGUACCUUUUAUGGAAAGAAUCGUUUGGUGUUUGCUAGAAAAAGUUCGGAAGGUUUUAGAUAGCAAAUAUAUUUUCAGGAAGGUUAUAAGUGACGUAAAAAAGAUAACUUUAGAUGCGGCAGAUAUGCUGGAUAUUUGGAAAGCGUCCUACAUGGCAACGCGGCAAAAAAUUGAGGAUUCUGGUAAGGGGCAGCGGUGGGAAUUUGAUAAAAACAAGUUGUUUGCCGCCUCGGAUUAUAUGGCCAAGGUUUGCAGGGAUAUUCAUAAAUUUGCUAUGACUGUCGGUCAUUUCAAAAAUAUUUUCGGAGCAGAACUAAGAGCAAUCGUGAGCGAUCCGCAAACCAUCGAUAACGUAGCGAAACGAGUCGAUAGAUUAUCAAUUCAAAUCGAAAAUAUAGACUUCGACAUUUUCGACCCAAACUGCAAAGAAAAUUGGGACGCCGUAUUGUCCAAUCAUGACAAAGAAGUCAGAAAACUUGAACUGGAGGGUGUCAAUUUCAUCGAUCAGAGUUUCAAAAUGAUUCGAUCCUCUGAAGCCGCUUUGGAAAUGAUGCUGAAAUUUAAACAUAUAGAGACGCGCGUGGUGAUUCAAAACAAAUUGAUGCAAAAAUUCGACGUUAUUUUGGAUCAAUAUACGAAAGAAAUUUUGGCCGUCGAUGACAACUUUACGAGAAAUAAAAGACACCCAAAUCUGAACAGAGACAUGCCGCCACACGCAGGGGCCAUUUAUUGGGUGCGUUUGCUAUUUUAUAAAUUAAAAAAGCCAAUUUUGAAAUUCCAAAAUGUCGUCGAACUAAUGAACUCUCCUUUAAGAGAAGAAGCUUUUGAUUCUUAUUUGAAAUUGGCUAAAGAAUUACGGGCAUAUGAACAAGCCAAAUUGGAUGAUUGGAUAGAUAGUUACGGACCGCUUGUGGAAAAAGUGAUGCAGCUGGAGGUACUGAAAGUAACUGAAACUACUAAAAAGGCCAAGAUGUUCAAACGAACCAGAAGCUCGUUAGGGCGCAGCAGUCAGCAACUAUUCAGUUCUGUAACUAGUGGGAAUGCAGCUGUCAAAUCUUUAAUACCAAUCAAAACUGGAAAAAAACCGCAAAGACCAUCAUUAACUACUUAUUCGGCUGUCAAUUUGAUGGAGAGAGUUCAUUCUCAAAAAAAUUUAACUUGGCACGAAAUUAUGGGCAACAAUAUUAUGAUCGAUUUCAGCUCGAAAUUUGAUUUGAAUUUUGAUCCGUCGUUAUGGAACUGCUUUAAAUGUAUCGAGACUUUCGAGCUGCUGAAGUUCAAAUUGCCUGAGAAUUUGAGAUUGAUUGCCAUGAGGAAGGAACAGUGUUCGAAGAAUGUUAACGCUGUUAUUAGGAUGUUGAAGAUGUAUAAUGAUAUUAUGGAUAAGUUGACGCCACCACAGGUAAGAAUUUGUAGUUCUGGCAAUAUUUAG